AUGCUGGUCUCUGGGUACAAGGAAAACACGAUGCCACUAUCUGUACCCAAUAAUGGGGAGCAAAAACAAGAAGAACAUGAAGAUGAUAUGAAUAAGCAGCCACAGCAGCAGCAGCAGCAGCAGAGGUUGAGGCACUCAUUUGAGGCCUUCUUUUCAAGCAAGAGGAAAGUUCCAAACGCUUCUGACCCGCUCCAUAAUCGUUGA
This is a messenger RNA of Prunus armeniaca (apricot), 204 nucleotides long. Lineage: Eukaryota; Viridiplantae; Streptophyta; Magnoliopsida; Rosales; Rosaceae. The record is from the annotation of a GenBank genome assembly.